Molecule: messenger RNA, 5384 nt
Organism: Drosophila gunungcola (fruit fly)
Lineage: Eukaryota; Metazoa; Arthropoda; Insecta; Diptera; Drosophilidae
Product: zinc finger protein 236
Biological process (GO): regulation of transcription by RNA polymerase II
Molecular function (GO): DNA-binding transcription factor activity; RNA polymerase II cis-regulatory region sequence-specific DNA binding
Source: RefSeq, a predicted model, not a curated record
GGUUAGGCCUUGGUCACAUUUCCAACCUCUAAGUUUAGUUUCGUAAAAAAACCUCAAAACAAAACAAAAAGGCGAUAAAACGCAAUCAAAGCAACAUUAAUAAACCGAACAGAAGGCAACCAGUGAUAUCUAAACCCAAUUGUAUUGCACACACACACGAAGAGAAACAUAAAUGUGAUGUUUAGUUUAGUAAGCAAACUGCACAAAAAACGCAAAAGAUGAGAGCAAAUCAAUAAUAAUAAUAACAAAAAAGGAAAAGAAGAACGAGCAAACAAGAGAGGAGCAAAAGUCAAUGUGUGCGUGUGAGAAAACAAAAAAAUAAAUUGUUAAUAAAAAUGUGGAAAUCAAGCAAGAAAACAACAACAAAAGCUAAAGCAACAACAAAAACAGCAAGGAGCAGUGCUGCUAGCAGCGACGUCGACGUCAGCGUCGCCGCAUGGAAAGCCCAAAAAACCGCAUGACAAGGAAAUGGAAAAUUUUUGUGCAGCCCCAAAAACCAAAUGUGAACAUAAAAGAAAGUCAAAAAACGAGGCGUUGAGCAAGAGAAAAACAAAACAAAACAUAAAAAAACGUUCGUAUGCGUGUGUUUUCCAAUCUAAAAGAAUAAUAAUAAUAAUAACAGCGGAGGAAGAAACGGCAUUCAAAAAAAUAUAUCGAAUCAGGAAGCAAAAAAAAAAUAAAAGGAAGAAGCAGAAUACAAGAAAUAAUAACUAAAGACGAAGGACAGCUAAACAUUUUUUGGAAGAAGAGGCAAUUAAAAAAACAUAAAUAAAUGUAUUUAAAAUUGCCGCAACGGGAAAGAUAAUAUUUCAAAAUAUUUUUAACACAAGCAGUCGCAACAAAAAUAAAGGAAAAAGCGAUAAACGGAUCUUGAUUUUAGAGUAACACAAGAAGCAGCACCUUUGGCAGCUAAACACAAGAAUAAAUAUAACACGAUAUAAUACAUAGCCGAACGAUCCGUGAACUCAUUAUAAGCAGCUUUAAAGAAAAUAUAAAACCUGUAUAAUAUAUACAUAAUAUAAUAUAAUAUUAUACCGCUGCCAUGGCCAGCAGCGCGACAAACGUCGACGGCGGCAGCGGGACGUCGGCGGCGCUGCCAUCGCUCUUCCCCGCCGUCGGCGCCGCUGCCGGCGUCAAGGAUAUGGACGGACUGAUUGCCAUUAACGAUAGCGCCCUAUCGCAACAGAUCGAAUUUAUACUGCAGGAUGCUCCCAUGGAGCAGGACGACGAUCCUCACCAGAAUUCGCAUUCGCAUGUGCAUCACCAUCAUCAGCACUCGCAUCAUCAUCCCCACUCGCAUUCGCAUCAGCAGCAGCAUCUCCAUCAGCAACAGCAGCAGCAGCAGCAGCAACACCAUCAUCCGCAUCAUCAACUGAAGCUGGAGAACAGCAGCAACAACCACCCACCGACAGCAGCAGCAGCAGUGGCAACAACUGCAACAGCCACUGUGGCAACAGCAGCCGCAUCAACCAACAACAGCGCUUCCUUUAGCAACAACAGCAGCAGCAGCACCAACAGCAAUAGCAAUAACCUCGAAAACCAGCAACAGUUGCUGAUCCAGCAGCAACAGCAGCAACACCAUCUUUUAAAUGGACGCCGCAUUAUUAUCCAGGCUACGGGUAACUCAUCCGUUUUGGCGGCCAGCGAUAUCAAAGAGGAGGACGACGAGGAGGAAGAUCCCGAGUUAAAUGAUGAAAAUCUACAGGAUAUCGAGGAGGAGGCUCAAGCAGCCGAGGCGGAUGAGGAACCCGAGAGCACAACGCAGCAUUUGUCCACACAGGUUAAGCUGGAACUGGAAGACGAUGAGGAAAUGCCCGACGAGGAGGAGGAAGAGGAUGAGGAUGAUGACGAUGAGCAGCAUGCGCAACUGGAGUACCAAAUAAGUGCGGCCCCGCAAUCGGGAGGAGCGACAAGCAGUGCCGGUGGCUCCGCAACAGCCGGUGGAGCACAACAAUUGGUUCAACUGCCCGCCGGGAGUAUUGUGAGCACCACCACCCACCGAUUGUCGGUGCCUGUGACCGAGGCGGCUCUUGUUCAGCUGCAGCGACGACCUGUUUACAUAAGCAACGCUGUGGGUGGUUUAACCGCCGGCACAACGUAUGUGAGAAUGCCAGCGGCGGCCGUUAUCAGCCGAAGUCCCAUGACGGUGCUGAAUGUGGUGCAACAGGCCCUGCCGGCCACCCAGUUGAUAUUGCAAACGCAGCAACAACAGACGCCGGCGGCGGAGCAGCAAUUGGCAUUGGCAUUGGAGCAACAAAGGCAGCAGCAAGAGCAGCAGGCCCAGCAGCAAAGGCAGCAGCAACAAGAACAGCAACGGCAGCAGCAGCAGCAGCAGCAGCAGCAACAACAGCAGGCGCAACAAGAACAGCAGAGACAGCAGCAGCAGCAGCAGCAGGCACAGCAGCAGCAGCAGCAGCAGCAACAAUCGCAGCAACAGCCGCAGCAAACCCAUCCAGUGAAGCAUUCAGCAUCCAGCUCUUCCGCCACUAGCAACAGCAACAGCAAUACAAACACAAACUCCACCAACAGCAGCAGCAGCAACAACAACAAUAACCCUCCGGCGGCUACCGUGACCACCAGUUACCAAUGCGUAGAGUGCGUGGAAAAGUUCGAUUCCAAGGAACUCUUCGACAUCCAUCGCAGUGGACAUGCCAAUAACAUGAAGUGCGCCAUUUGCAACAUGGUGCUAAAGUCUCUAAAGAACUACGAGAAGCACUGCCUGCGCUGCAAGCCGUACGAGUGUCAGAUUUGCGGCAGAGUCGUCCGUUUCCGGCCAAACUUCAUCAAGCACAUGCGUGUGCAUACGGGUCAGCAGUCGGAGCGACACAAGUACAAGUGCGAGGUGUGCCACAAGGAGUUCAUGAGCUUCGAGUACUUCAAGGUGCACAAGAAGAUCCACAAUGAGAAUGUGAAUCUGACAUGCGAGAUAUGCGGAAAGGUGUUCAGUGCUCUGGCAUCGCUGCGAGGGCAUUCGAAGCUGCAUUCGGGGGUCAAGCUGCACAAAUGUGACGUAUGCGGCAAGGGCUUCGGGCAGAGAUAUAACCUUAAAAUCCACGCCAGGACGCACACGGGAGACUUCCCCUUCGAGUGCAAGAUCUGCAAGAAGAAACUGCACACGCAGUCCUCACUGCAGACACACAUGCAGGUCCAUCUGAGGGAUCAACCUGCAGCCACUGCAGCAGCUUCGACAGCCGGAGCAGCCUCCUCGAAGGCUAGCAAUAGCAGCAACUCGAGCAACAGCAGCAACUCCAGCAGCAGCAAUUCAAGCAGCAAUAGCGGCACGGCGGCGGGGGCGGCGGUGGUGGCAACAACGAUUGUCAAGCUGGAGCCGCCGCAAGAGAUGGAGAGGCCCGGCACGAGCAGCAACCAGCAGCUGCAGCAGCAACACCACCAGCACCAAAUGGAACUGGACGAACAGUCGGGACUGAGCGGGGAUGACGAGGAUGGCAGCGGCGGCGGUUUGAACUCCUCCUCGCACAUUGUUAAUGCAACCACCAAUCGCUUGACCACCGGCGAGGACUCAUCGGAGUCCUCGAAUGCCUCGCUACACCUGAACCAGCACUCCUCCACCUCAUCCUCGCCAGCCUCGCAGCACCAAAUGUCGCAGCAGCAGGUGCAGCAGCAAUAUCUCGUUUCGGCGCCCACGCGUACGAUUGUCAUUAAAAACUACAUGCAGCAGGGAUCCCAUCAGCAGCAGCAGCAGCAACAGACCUCCGAUCCAACGCCCGUGCUGCAUGCCCAGGUCAUCCAGAGCGGUGCAGGCACCAGCAACGGCAGCGGCAACAACUCCUCCACCACCAACAGCAGCAGCAGCAACAACAACAACAACAGCAGCAGCAGCAGCAACAUUGUUACCAGCAACACCAGCGGCAAUCUGAGCAAUGGCUCGCAGUUGAUACGAAAGACGCCCAUCAUUCAUCAUUCAACCAACAGCAGCGGUGGGUCAGCGCUGACCAGUGUGGUGCAGCAGACUGGUGUUAUUUCGCCCGCUCAGUCGCCAUCGUCAUCCUCGACCUCCUGCUCCUCAUCCACGGUACUGGUGUCCAAGGCCACCGGUGUGCCCCUAUCCAUUGCUUCCUCGGCAGCGGCUGCUCUCGGAGGCUCCACGAUUAUACGCAGCACGAGGAACCAUCAACAGCAGCAGCAGCAGCAACAACAAGCCCAACAACAACAGCAGCCGGUGACGCAGCGCAACAACCACCGAAAUCACCACCGACGUCGUCAUCUGGCGGACAUGGAUGACGAUGAAGAUGAGGACGACGAUCAGCAACAGCAGCAACAGCAGCAGCAGCAUACGCACCAAACCCAACAGCAGCAUCACCAUCAUCACAAUCAUCAUCAUCACAACCAUCACAAUCAUCACUUCGAUGACGAUGAUGACGAUGAGAAAUCAUCACCGUCCCUGGCCACUGCGGCCAUAAUCAAAGUGGAACCGAAUCUAUAUUCCUCGGGCUCCGGCGACAAUUCCAACGAUAUGUUUAUCAAGGAGGAGGUGAUGUUUGAGGAUUCGGCUGCCCUGCAUUCCCCACAGUCGCCGCCUAGCUCGAAAUUCCGUAUCUCCAACUUUGAUAGUGAUUUGGUUGAUCAUCAUGUGGAUCUGAAUCAUUCGCUGCCGCCGUAUGGCAAUCUUGAACCGCAUUCGAUACCAGAUAGCAUCCCUGUGCAGCUAUAUCCGGAUGAUGACGAUGACUUCCGGCUGGACCAUAGUUCGCUGGGUGGACUGCACAACACAACGUCAUCGUCAACCACCGAUGGGGACUUUAUUAAGAAGGAAUGGGUCUACGGCACCGGCACCAGUUCCUAUGCCAUGAAUGGCAAGUUUGAUGACGACAGCGAUGCCCUGUGCGAUGCGGCCAAUUUUAUUUACAACUGAGUGCAGGCAGCCGCUGCCGUUGUGGUGGAUCAUCGUUAUCGUCAUUGUCAUGUGAAACGAAAGAGGAAUCCGCGUCGUCCGGUGAAACAAGAGCAGGAGCAGGAGCAGGAGCAGGAGGAGGAGGAGGAGGACGACGACGACGACGACAAGAAUCAGCAGCAGCAAAAGGUGGAAAAGCGGAGCGUGGAUGAGGAACAGGAACAGGAUCAUCAACGCAAUGUCCUGCGCCGCGUCCACGAUGCAGCCAUGUGGAGCUGAGGAUUCGGUUAACCCAGAUUCAUAGCUGUACGACAUAUAUGUUUUAUAUAUGUCCCCCCCCUCGAACCCCCCUACAUAUACCAUAUAACCCCACACCACACCACACCACACACAAAACACAACCAAGAGGGUGAAUCGAUUUGCGUAGGGUGCAAAAACCUGUUCAUGAACAAUUCUAACUAAUUUCGCUGUAAAAACUUUGGAGCUAAUAACGUUUUUGAGCUCGAGUUGCUUGAAACCGAAAAUGGUUCAA